Messenger RNA from Hippocampus zosterae (dwarf seahorse), 3211 nucleotides. It is a transcript of the gene cdc42ep4b, whose product is annotated as CDC42 effector protein (Rho GTPase binding) 4b. Lineage: Eukaryota; Metazoa; Chordata; Actinopteri; Syngnathiformes; Syngnathidae. The record is from RefSeq and is a predicted model, not a curated record. The transcript is spliced from 3 exons. The coding region runs from base 449 to 1414 and encodes 321 amino acids.
UUUUUUUUCCGCCAAUGUUUAUCUCACCUGCUGCGCCCGUUGUCAUCGAUACCUUUUUUUCCCCAAAGCGGCCGAACCAGUUUGGAUGAUUCUAUCGUACAUUUAGUGGAUAGUUGGCGUCUGGGCACAAGAAAAGUCUGCAUUCGACACAUCUGCCCAGCGCGCAUCCACCGAAAUGUAGAGCAGAUACCGAAACGAUGUCGAAGCACCGCAGGCUAAACAGACAGACGGCAGUCGGGAGAAGAAUGUAACAAAUCUCGAGCAAGGGACGCGAGCAAGCUCUGCCGAUUUGCUGCAAAUGACGUUUUGAGUAUGAGAACCAAAAUGGCCGCCCGCAUUCCCGAGCACGUGAAGUGUCUUUGAUGAAGCCAAGCGAAAAGUUGCUGCAGGAGAUUCCUCGAUUCCGCAAAGAAAAUCGCCCGCCUUCCUCCCACAAAAGCGUCCCGUCAUGCCGAUCCUCAAGCAGCUGGUCCACUCCAACCAGUCAAAGCGGCGAUCGCGCGCCGACCUGACGGCGGAGAUGAUCAGCGCUCCUUUGGGAGACUUCCGGCACACCAUGCACGUGGGGCGCGGCGGCGACGCCUUCGGGGACACGUCCUUCCUCAGCACGCGUUCGGGCGAGGCCCCCGACGCCAAGCGCGACUCUCCGGGCUCCAAGCCGUCGCUGCUGGUUCGCACUUUCCGCGGCAGCAAGCGCUCGCACUCCGUCAACCGCGGCGACCGCUACGAGUACCACGCCGCCGCGCCGCCCGCCUCCUCGGCCAACUUUGUGAAGAACGCCAUCUCCCUGCCGUACCUCAACGACCACGAGGGCGCCGGCAGAAGCCAGGGGACGGGCGUGUCGUCGGCCAGCAGGCCGGCGGCCAUCGCCACCUUCGGCGCUGACUUUGACGAGCGCAGCUUCGGCGACCUCGCCGAGCUGCCGCCGCCGCAGCCCAAAGCCGGCGGCGGGCUGAAGCACGCCGAAUCCAUGAUGUCCUUCCACGUGGACCUCGGACCCUCCAUGCUGGGCGACAUCCUGAGCGUGAUGGAGAAGAAAGACUUUGAGGACGACGACCUGGGCUACGAGGAAGGCAAGGGCAGCGAGGGCCACGGCUCGCCCGCGCACAUCCCGCUCAUCGACGACCCCGCGCCCGUCGAGGAGCGGCAGCCCCCCGCCAGGCCGCCCCGCAUGAUGAUCUACCAGCAGAAGGUCAUGGUUGCCCCUUACAGCCCCGAGCUUCACCCCAAGAACAACAACAACCACCACCAGCACCUGGACAGCUGCUCGGUGUCCAGCUCCGGUUCCACCACCGAGGAAAAGACGGCGUACCCGCACCACAACGACACGGACAGCGCCAAGUACAGCUCGCCGCGCGGCGACGACGACUUCUCUUACAUGGACGAUGACGACGACGACGAGAUCAGAGUUUAAGAUCGGACGCCCGUCGCCGCCUGAUCCUUCUGCGACACGAUGGGGCCGCGGUUACGGCACCCGCGACUGUCACUCGUCACCUCACCUUGUCCGUCGAGUUUGGGAAAGCCGGAGGCCAUCUUUGAAUGAUCGCAGCAACGCGGUGUUGAAACAGAAAGUGAAAGUUGUGGCCCGGGGAAUGUGUUCCAAAAAAAUCUGAAGGUGGGAUGCUUGGAUCCUGUGUGGACUUUGCCGGUUUCUUCCUCCCACAUCCCCAAAACGUGAACGUUCGCUUCAUUGAAGACGCAAAAAUUGUCCUUUGGUGUGAAAGUGAACAUGAGUGGCUAUUUGUUCAGACGUGCUGACGACCAGGGCGCGCGGUGCACCCAAUCUUUGCCUAAAACCGGCCGACCCCACCGAGGACUGACUCCUAAAACAUACCUACAGGCCAUUCCAUGUUUUGUUUUCGUCUUUAAAAAAAGUUGGGCGUCCAAUUGCACUUAAAAUGGCGGGUCGCAUUGAAAGUACUUUACAGAAUGUAAAAAAGUUCGGGUAUGCAUUUUGGUUUCUGGUCAAGUAGAUGUUAGCUAACGCAAGGAGAAUCGGCCCAAUGGAUGCGGUUGUGACGGUAUUCGGUUCCUGUCAGCACAGGACUAAAAGGACGGAGAGAAAAGAAAACGUCUCGCUGCGAUCGUUCUCUUACUCGCAGAUCAUAUUUUUUAGGUACACCUGCCUGCGUCAUCGUGACAAUAACAUGAAUAAAAAAAAUCGAGACAUUUUGGUCAAAAUAUGAUCCGUUCUCCUAGUUGUGGUUGUAGUUUGCAUUUGACUAAAUAAAACAGAAAAUACUAUGAUAUGACAAAUGUUAAAUUAAUAUUUUAAGUGAAAAAUAUUUUUGGAAACAAAAUAUAUUGCCUAAUUUAUUGACGUUGUACAUUGCACGAUGCUAAUCUAUUUAGUCAUAUGCAUCCUACGGGGCUGUCUUAUUCUAAACUAUGAGUUGGUAUUUUUGCAUUAAUGAUGACAGUUUCGCAUUUAUUAGAUUGAAAAAAAUAUAUAUACAUAUGGAACAUGAAAUGUCAUAGCUCCUAUAAAAAAUGGAAUUAAAAAAAAUACAAUUGCUAUUUUAUCCAACAUAUGAACUACCAGUUCACGAGUUGUAUUUUUCUCGAUGUAGUUUGCAUAUUUGAGAAUAGAAAUAAAAUACGGUUAUUUGCUAAUGUACAUGCUAUAACCAGGAAUUAUUUUUUUUUAAAUGCUACAUUUUUUUUACAGUUAGAAAGAGCUUUUCUCUGAAUCCAGAGUACGGUGCAGGUGUACCUAAUGGUGUCCAGUGUGUUGUACGUUAAGCCAAGUAUAGUUUAAUAAUCACUUUGUCGCGAAAAUAAGCAAGUUAUUUCCUUGCGUUUAUAGAAUUGCUGUUUCAUAUCAGUCAUUUGUAUGCGUAUACUUUUCUGCGGUAAAAGGGCCAAAUUUGAAACAUGAUCAUCAUCCACCGAGCAGUUGUUGUGCCAUCAACGCCGAUGAACAAUUUGAUGCGUGAUCCAGCAGUCUGCUUGUGGAACUGCUGCAAGAAGAAAACAAUGAUGGAAUAUUCCACCACAUUGCUGUGAAAUGCCGUCUGAGCUGCGUGGACUUUAAAUUUUUUUUUCCUUUGCAAAUAAGCUGCAGGGGUGGGUGGGAGGGGGGUCUGUUAAAUAGAAAGAGCUGUAAAAGAAUGUUUUAUUGCCAAGUUUGUGCCAUCUAUUUACUUCUUUGCAGCACAAUAACACUAUUCAACCUUUGUUUUUCAAUAAAAAAAAUACAAAGCUGGUGAAA